Messenger RNA from Mytilinidion resinicola, 651 nucleotides. RefSeq lists its product as uncharacterized. Lineage: Eukaryota; Fungi; Ascomycota; Dothideomycetes; Mytilinidiales; Mytilinidiaceae. The transcript is spliced from 2 exons. The record is from RefSeq and is a predicted model, not a curated record. The coding region runs from base 1 to 651 and encodes 216 amino acids.
AUGCAAAGCUGUGCUUGUGUUGUCACCGCAUUAUGUACCCUCCAAACCGAAGUCGCCGUCUCUGACUUCUCUCAAACCUGUUUCUAUCAAACUAGCAAACACGUCACAAAUACUAAUCUACACUCCUUGUUUUCUCUCUUUCUAUUCUCUACCCAACUACAAACGUCCCCCCCAAAGACCGAUACCUCUCCACCUCAACAAACCCGCCUACCACACCCAAAAAUUUCUCUCACACCCUCCCUCAUCCCCUCCACCGUCGUCUCCACCGCCCUCCCCUCAAGCACUCAAACCUGUCCCCAAUCCAUCCCCGCCAUCCCCGAACCUCGCCCUACUUGCACUCUCUCCAACGAAGCCAACGCAGCCAACGCCACCUCCGCCUAUGACGACCUUGACGUCUGCUACUUCGGCCAGCCCAUCGUCGAGUGCAGCGGCAACUGCGCCGCGUACUGCUUCGCCCAAGAGCAGAUGGUGAGGCACUUGACUGAUUGUGUUGGCCGCCGAGGGAAUACGCGAGGGAUUUUUUGUAGUGGGAAAAUGUCGGCGAUGGGGAAUGAGAGCACGGAGAAUCAGGGGGGGCCGAGUACGGGGGUGGGGUACCGGAGGUGGUGGUUCAUGGGAGGGUCUCGAAGGGGACGGUGGUGUUGUUACUAG